UUAUUGUCAUUUCCUUCAAAACACUCCAAAAUCAUAUGCACUUGGAAAGCAAAUAUGGUUUCUCCGGUCUGCACGCGUUUUUUUGUACCACCAGACGGUGCGUAUUUUUUAUAGCAGCGCUUUCCAUGUUAAAGACGUAAAAGGGCUGCCAGGAGAACUCGAGAUUUUAAAACUUUCGUGCAAUUCUGUAUGUGUGGUGGUAUCCACAAUCCAGCGUAGCUUUCGUGUAACAUGUCUGAAGAGAGGCUAACGGUAGUUUAACACAGACUUUCUCCACCUUCACGGUUUCGUGGUUUUCAACAUCAGCACCAGUCAACUGGUCCGUCAUGAAGAGAACGCAAAGACGUACGCGUGCCACCGAGUCGUCGUCUACCAGAAAGCCCAACCAAACAGGGGGAAGAGGGCGACCUGGGCGCAGGGGGAAACCACGGAAAUUCUCUGUAGAAAACUCAUCAUCGUCAACCAGUGAACGGAGUUUUCAGGACGAUAUAGACGAAGAAGGUGUGAACGCCCUUGGACAUGGCACUGAAAACAGUAGAAAACACACACAUGCAACUAAAAAACAGAAAGGAAACUUUCGGCUUACCACUGCCUUUUGUCGCCUAUGUCAUGGGAAAUUUUCCAUACGGAGACUACGACAUGCCUUCGAUAAAGAGUUUGGGAAUGACAUGGAUGUGGACGUCUUGGACUUAGAGAUGUUGAAAGCCCCGUUGCUUUUUUGCUCAGACUUUCAACGGCUCCUCGGCGUUCCUAUGAACCGUGACCCCCACCUGUCUCCAUUUAUUUGUAAGACCUGUCAUGGUCAGUUUUACAAGUGCCACCGCAUCCUUGCGGAUUUUCGUAAGAAAGUAAACCAUACGCCUGCAAGCCAUGACGGCAAAAGGGGAUCAUCUGAAAGUGUGCCUGCUGCGGAUGGAGCCUCAUCAGGCACCGCCAUCACCUCCGACCCCAAGUGUCUCCACAGCCUGGUGUCCUGGGCCCAUCACCACGGCGAGGCGUGCCGGUCCUGUCCCAACCUGAAGGAGGUGCUGGAGGGCCAGUGCUGGGGCUCGGUGAAGGCAGUGUGGGGCUGCGUGGACGGACACAGCUACGUGUUGGACUCCGACGACAGCCAGGCAACAGCAAAUUCCAGUCAUGUGUCAGCGGCGGAAGGAGGGAAGCCUGGCAAAGAUGGCAGCCAUCACAGGGCGUCCAGGACGCCUCGCAAAACGGGCAAUGCUGCCACCGCCAGCAGCACUGUCCAGCCAAGUCCAGUCACCACUCCCCAAACACAGCAGCACUCCAACCAGGGCAACAUCUCCUCGCCUAGCACAGAUGGUCUGUUCCCAAAUGAGGAGAUGUCGUCUUUAGUAGCAGCCCAGCCUACGGAAAACACAGCAGACAGUGACCUGUCCGACAGGAACUUCUCCAGUGAUGAGGAGUAUGGAGACGGGAGAAAGUGUGCCUCGUCAGAUGAGCAGGCAGACACCUACACACCCAAACAACCUGUGCCAAGUAAGAAGCGUAGCAAAGUGCCAAAGCCUCCACCACAGCCUAAGGAGAGGAAGAAGCCCGGGCCCAAGAAAAAACCCAAGUCUGAAAGGGAGGAGUUGCCCAACAUCUACAAGUGUCCUUACCAAGGCUGCACUGCGGUGUACCGGGGCUCAGAUGGCAUGAAGAAACAUAUAAAAGAGCACCAUGAGGAGGUGAGGGAACGGCCCUGCCCCCAUCCUGGCUGCAACAAGGUCUUCAUGAUCGACCGCUACCUGCAGAGGCAUGUCAAACUCAUCCACACAGAGGAGAGGAACUACAUCUGUGACCAGUGUGGACAGACCUUCAAGCAGAGGAAGCAUCUGUCAGUACACCAGAUGCGGCACUCAGGAGCAAAGCCACUGCAGUGUGAGGUGUGUGGCUUCCAGUGUCGUCAGAGAGCCUCUCUGAAGUACCACAUGACCAAGCACAAGGCCGAGGCCGAGCUGGACUUCGCCUGCAACAUGUGCAGCAAGCGCUUCGAGAAGGCACACAACCUCAACGUCCACAUGUCCAUGGUGCACCCACUCACCCAGGCCUCCCCCAAUGACGCCCCAGCCCCUGUACCUGUUCCUGCUCCCACUUCUGACCUGGACAUGUCAAGGCAGGCGAGCCUUAGCACUGAAACACCACUACAAACGCAACUCCAGGGAUUCAAUACUGUGCCUGCAUCGCAGGACACUUCCAGGACUAUUGUGUCAGGAUCCGAGAUGAAUUUCAUGCUGGAGAGUCUCUGAUGAUGAGGUCUGAAGGUGUGCCAUUGAAUUAGAGCCCAAUUAUCAUUGAAAUGAACUACAGGACUUUUUUUUUUUUUUUACAAUUAUGGAAUAAACUGGGGGGUUAUUUCUUAAGUGGUCAAGCAUCAAACCUGGUUUACAUAAGACAGAGGUAAGUAUAGAGCUAGUAGAAGAAAUAAUAAAAUAAUGAGAAUAAUGAAACUUGGGCUCAACAGACUCUGGCGUAACUAAAUCUAACCUAUCACUUGUCCACCUUUGAAGAUACCUCACUGCAGACCAUUGGCAAUUGACGUGAUUUUUUUUUUUUUUUAAGCUAAUCAUUCUAUUAAGAACCAGACGCUGUGUAAAAAAAACUUUGCACUAGUGAGUCCAAUGUUACAUAAGGCUUAUAACAUUAUAUUGUGACUUAGCAGUGUGGGAAAUAUUUUUUUUAUGCAUCUAUUAUUAUGGAAAUCAUGUAUUCCAUUGUAAAGCAGAUUUGUUUUAGGAGUGAGCCAUCAUGACUUGUGAGCAGAAAGAUUGAAGGUAUUUGUGUUUUGUGUCUGUCACACACCAGAUAAUGUUAGGACUGUUACAUCAGUGUCAAGCAUUGGUGCCAAUAACUGAAAAAAAUAUGAAAGGGACCCAUGGUUUGCACAAAGGUCCCAAAGACGCAGCAAUGUUGGAUAUUUGGCACUGAUUUUUUUU
Engraulis encrasicolus (European anchovy) is the source of this 2933-nucleotide messenger RNA. It is a transcript of the gene znf276, whose product is annotated as zinc finger protein 276. Gene Ontology annotation, molecular function: zinc ion binding. The transcript has 11 exons. Gene Ontology annotation, biological process: regulation of transcription by RNA polymerase II. Lineage: Eukaryota; Metazoa; Chordata; Actinopteri; Clupeiformes; Engraulidae. Gene Ontology annotation, cellular component: nucleus. Bases 327 to 2246 code for a protein of 639 amino acids. The record is from RefSeq and is a predicted model, not a curated record.